Molecule: messenger RNA, 4719 nt
Organism: Durio zibethinus
Lineage: Eukaryota; Viridiplantae; Streptophyta; Magnoliopsida; Malvales; Malvaceae
Product: COP1-interacting protein 7-like
Source: RefSeq, a predicted model, not a curated record
UUACUUAAAUUUGCCAUCCUAACCUUGAACAUUUUCUUUAUUUGUCCCUUUCCGAGCAAAGUGUCAGCAAAGAAGUAAAUGUUUUUUUUUUUUUUUGGUUCCUCAGCAUCCUAAGACUUCACAAAACAGUCUUUGGGUCCUGUCUUUCUCUUUCUGAAAAGAGAUUUUUUUUUUUUUCACUUACUCUCUCUAAAAACACCUAUAUUUCUAUAUUUCUAUGAAAACUUUCCCUUUUCAUGAGGUCUUUCUGGUUCUCUGCAAACCUUUUUUCUGUUUCUAAACUGAGCUAUCUUUAAAACCCAAAUGUCAAAAUUGUUUCUUUUUUGCGAAUUUUCAUGAAAUUUGUAGCUUUUAUUUCAUAACAAAGCCAUUUCACCAUCAAAGAUCUGUCUUUUGAGGAGGUAACAAUGAAGACUGCAACUCUGCUUGACUCAGUGGUGUUCCAACUCACACCAACUCGAACUAGGUGUGAUUUGGUGAUAUCUGCAAAUGGGAAGACAGAGAAAAUGGCUUCAGGUUUGCUUAAUCCAUUUCUCCCCCAUUUGAAGACUGCACAAGAGCAGAUGGCUAAGGGGGGUUAUUCAAUUAUUCUUAAACCAGACCCCAACAUUGAUGCAACUUGGUUUACAAAAGGAACAAUGGAAAAGUUUGUUCGAUUUGUUAGUACUCCAGAGAUUUUGGAACGAGUGUAUACCAUCGAAUCUGAAAUUUUGCAGAUUGAAGAGGCUAUUGCAAUUCAAAGCAACAACAAUAUAGGAUUGAGUGCUGUAGAAGAACAUCCAGUGAAACCUUUGGAAAGCAUAGAAGGCAGCAGGGUUACACCAGAUUCCAAUGAGGAGAAAGCCAUUGUCCUUUACACGCCUGGCACUCCACCACCUGAAGCGAACGGGUCUACUGUGAAGGAGGGAAAUUCUAAACUUCAACUUUUGAAAGUCCUGGAGACAAGGAAGACAGUGCUGCAGAAAGAGCAAGGAAUGGCCUUUGCACGUGCUGUAGCUGCUGGUUUUGACAUUGACCACAUGGCACCUUUGAUGUCAUUUGCUGAAAGUUUUGGAGCCUCUCGCUUGAGGGAUGCUUGUGUAAAAUUUACUGAAUUAUGGAAAAGAAAGCAUGAAACUGGCCAGUGGCUUGAAAUUGAAGCAGCUGAAGCAAUAUCUAGUCAAUCUGAUUUCUCUGCUAUGAAUGCAACUGGCAUUGUGUUUUCAGAAAACAAUGGAAAAGCUGGUGUUGAGUCAAGUACAGAUGAGAAGCCUCCCAUGGAUCAAUGGACCCCUGGCCGCCAAGAAUAUUACCAGGCCCAGUUUCCACAUACCAUGUUUCCUCCCUGGCCUAUCCAUUCUCCACCAGGUGGUAUGCCAACCUUUCAAGGAUAUCCUAUGCAAGGCAUGCCCUACUACCCAAACUAUCCAGGAGGUGGCCCAUUCUUUCAGCAACCUUAUCCAUCAAUGGAGGAUCCAAGAUUCAAUGCUGGUCAAAGAAUACAGAAACGACAUUCAAUGGAUAGCAGAGAUAGCCAUAAUGGAUCUGAUACCUGGGAAAUGGAGAGAGCAAAAUCCCAAGAUGACGAGGAGUUGGAGAAUGAAACUUCACUAAGUCCAAAAUCAAGAAAAAAAAGCAGCAGGUCAGGUAAAAAGCCGUCAGGAAUGGUGGUCAUUCGGAACAUCAAUUAUAUCACUUCAAAGAGGCAAAACUCUUCAGGUAGUGAUUCGCAGUCGCAUUCUGGCUCUGAUAUGGACGAGGAAGAUGGAGAUACUCAGCAUAAGAAGUCUCUGAGAUCCUCAAAGGGGAAAGGAAGUCGAACAAAGUCUGUUGAUGCUUUGAAUUCAUUUGAUAGGGAAGAAACAGUUCCCGUGAAGGAGACAGAUGGUGGAAACUGGCAAGCAUUUCAAAAUUAUUUACUUAGAGAUGCUGAAGAGGAAGAACGUAGAACUGACCAAGGCAUGUUUUCAGUAGAAAAGGAGGUUCGAGGUAAGAGAAGACCAACUAGAGUUAGUGAAGACCCAUCAGUUUUUGGGGGACGAAUGAGUCAAUACGAAGAAGAGAAUACAACUGACAUGGAUAAAAUAAGUGCAAGUGGCUCUCGCAUGCCUAAAGCAUCAAAUGAUCAGUCUUGGAUUUCUGGAAGAGGUGUUCACUCUGCUGAUGGUAGGAUUUUCAUGGGUGGUCAAAUGGAUUUACAUUCUAAAGAAAUAGAUGGCAGGAGGGUGUAUAGGAGGACCACAAAUGAUGACUUCAUUAUAGAUAGACAACAGAAUCAGUCAGAUUUUAUGAAUUCUCCAUCAAAUCCACUGGCUGUUAAUGGGUUUGAACAUUCAUCCAAUAGGUUGGAAAAAGGAUCAUCAAAUAAUAUAGAUGAUGAUUCCUACAUAGUUCCAUUCAGGUCAAGUUCAGUCACUCAAGUUGGAACUGAUGAUCGCAAUGCUAUCAAUAUGGAUUCUGAGUUCUCGUUGUCACUUCAAAAGGCAGAAAAUAUAUCUAAUAGGGUUGGGAGCCAGAUCAACUAUGAACCAGAUGAUUUGACAUUGAUGCCUGAGCGUGGAGCAGAAAUGGGAUCAAUUGGUUAUGAUCCUGCUUUGGAUUAUGAAAUGCAGGUUCGUGCUGAAGAUGGUACUUCACUGGAUAAGAAAAAUAAAGAGGGCAUGCAGGGGUCUAAGAAGUCAGACAAGGACCGAAAAUCAAAACUCAUUGCAGAUCCUUCUGAUAAAAAGAAGGUUGUUGGGCCAAUAAGGAAAGGAAAACCUUCAAAACUGAGUCCUUUGGAUGAAGCAAAAGCCCGGGCUGAGAGGCUAAGAACCUAUAAAGCUGAUCUUCAGAAAAUGAAGAAAGAGAAGGAAGAGGCAGAGAUUAGACGACUGGAAGCAUUGAAGAUGGAGAGACAAAAAAGAAUUGCUGCUAGAGGCAGUUCUGGUCCUGCUCAGUCAUCUGUGGCUGCGCAAAGCAGGAAACAAUUGCCGUCAAAACUUUCCCCAAGCUCUCAUAAGGGAUCAAAGUUUACUGAUGCUGAGCCUGGAUCCUCAUCACCACUGCAAAGAUCCAUCAGGACUGGUUCUGUGGGAUCAGCUGAUUCUCACAAAGCCUCCAAACCCAGUAAAUUGAACACUGGAACCCAUUCCAGUGGAAAUAGAUUAAGCCAUUCAGUUUCAUCACUGCCUGAACCUAAGAAAGACAUCAGCAGUAUAACUCCCGAUGCAAAGGCAUCUAUGGCAAGCAUUAGGAGAUUAUCAGAGCCGAAAACAAGUAGCAGCCCACAUGUUUCCUUGGUGAAGUCACGGAAGUCUGAACCAUCAUCCAAAACAAAAGUACCUGGAAGGCUUGAAAGCAAAAAAAUGUCUGCAAUUAUGAACCAUGAUAAAAGUAUGAUUGCAUCUCUUCCGGAGCUCAAAAUUAAAACAACCAAAGCCCCUGCUGUCACCCACAAUAAAUCAGGAGGAAAUGAAAUACCUCAGAAGGUGAAUGGAAGUAUUUCUUCUGCCACCAAUGUUACUGAACCAAAUAGGAACAAGGACAAAGUUUCACUACGUAUUGAUGAGAAUGACAGUACAGUAAUUGAGAAAACUGUUGUGAUGCUUGAAUGCCAAAAGCCCUCCAUUCCCACAGUAAACUCAUCAGAAGGAACUACAGCAGAGCCGAAGGAAAAUGAUGGCAUCUUUAAAAUAGGGAGGAAAACUGAAAUGGUAUCAGAUUAUGCUGCCAUUAGUCCACCAGUUUCUUCACUGAAUGAAGACCAUAUACAGCAAAGACCACAAGCUUAUGAGGUUCAAAAGGGAAAUGUGAGUAACACCGAGAAGGAAUCAUCAAAAUUUACGAGCUCAAGUGCUACUGAAAACCCUUAUCAAGCCCCAUUUGCUCGGGUCUCUUCUUUGGAAGAUCCAUGCACUGAAAUUUCAGAGUAUGGCAGGGCACCUCCAAUUAGCACGCAGGCUGCAGCAACAGAGUCAGAGAGUGUUAGAGCUCUUGUUGCCAAUACUAAGAACUUGAAACUAGAAAAGAUUCCCGAAGUGUUGGAUAAGCCUCAGGUAAAGGAGUCAUCCAAAGGGUUUCGACGGCUGUUGAAGUUUGGAAGAAAGAAUCAUAGCUCAGCUACAAGUGAACAUAGUAUGGAUCCAGAUAGUGUCAGUGUUAAUGGUUCUGAGGCUGAUGAGUUGGUUGCAAACACUGCCUCUUCUAGUGAAGUUCAUACAUUGAAGAAUCUGAUCUCUCAGGAUGAGACCCCGACAGCCGGCAAUACCCCACAAAAGUCUUCACGCUCAUUCUCCCUGUUGUCCCCAUUCAGAAGCAAGAAUAGUGAGAAGAAGUUGACUGCUUUAUGAUGAAGGUGAAGUGGCAAAGCUGGUUUUUUCUAUGGAUUUGGUUGUGAAUUGUUACAUAUAUUUUUUUAAAAUUUAUUUUUCGUUACCGCAAUGUGAAAAAAUAGGUACCCAUUAAGAAUAUUUUUGUAAAAAAAGUUCUUUCUGCAGCCACAUUCAUUGGUUAAUGUUCUUAAACUGUUUUGGUAUGUUGCGACUUCUCCACGUGAUUAUAUAUAUACUUUUUUUCAUUUCUUGUUUGUAUCCAUAGAUUUCUGCCAUUGUUUAUUUGUGAGGUCUAUUCUGUGUGAGAAAAAAUAGAAUUUAAUCCAUCUGCUGCUCCUAUUAGAUUGUUGCCAUUUCCAUUUUAUUCUGAAAGUUAAAAAAAAACAAAACAAAACAAAACCCCUUUUGGUUGCAAUUUGGGGUUCAU